Molecule: messenger RNA, 6366 nt
Organism: Salvelinus fontinalis (brook trout)
Lineage: Eukaryota; Metazoa; Chordata; Actinopteri; Salmoniformes; Salmonidae
Product: forkhead box protein J1-B-like
Exons: 2
Coding region: 3285-4697 (470 amino acids)
Biological process (GO): regulation of DNA-templated transcription
Molecular function (GO): sequence-specific DNA binding; DNA-binding transcription factor activity
Source: RefSeq, a predicted model, not a curated record
UGGAGGCCACGGAAGGAGUGUUGUAUGGCAUUGAAGCUCGUCUGGAGGUUUGUUAACACAGUGUCCAAAGAAGGGCCAGAAGUAUACAGAAUGGUGUCGUCUGCAUAGAGGUGGAUUAGAGAAUCACCAGCAGCAAGAGCGACAUCACUGAUAUAUACAGAGAAAAGAGUCGGCCUGAGAAUUGAACCCUGUGGCACCCCCAUAGAGACUGCCAGAGGUCCGGACAACAGGCUCUCCAAUUUGACACACUGAACUCUAUCUGAGAAGUAGUUGGUGAACCAGGCGAGGCAGUCAUUUGAGAAACCAAGGCUGUUGAUGUAACGGAUGUGAAAUGGCUAGCUAGUUAGCGGGUACGCGCUAGUAGCAUUUCAAUCAGUUACGUCACUUGCUCUGAGACUUUAAGUAGGGUUGCCCCUUGCUCUGCAAGGGCCGCGGCCUUUGUGGAGCGAUGGGUAACGAUGCUUCGUGGGCGACCGUUGUUGAUGUGUGCAGAAGGUCCCAGGUUCGCGCCCGUGUCGGGGCGAGGGGACGACGUAAAGUUAUACUGUUACAUUGAGUCUGCCGAUAAGAAUGCGGUGAUUGACAGAGUCAAAAGACUUGGCCAGUUCGAUGAAGACGGCUGCUCAGUACUGUCUUUUAUCGAUGGCGGUUAUGAUAUCGUUUAGGACCUUGAGUCUGGCUGAGGUGCACCCAUGACCAGCUCGGAAACCAGAUUGCAUAGCGGAAAAGGUACGGUGGGAUUCGAAAUGGUCGGUGAUCUGUUUAUUAACUUGGCUUUCGAAGACUUUAGAAGGGCAGGACAGGAUGGAUAUAGGUCUAUGUAGAAUGUAGAAACUAGUAAAAAAUAAUGAAAAACCCAUGAAUGAGUAGGUGUCCAAACUUUUGACUGGACCUGAAUAUACAAAAGUAUCUGAACCACCCUUCAAAUUAAUGGAUUUGGCUAUUUCAGCCACACUCGUUUCUGACAGGUGUAUAAAAUCGAGCACACAGCCGUGCAAUCUCAAUAGAAACUGGCAGUAGAAUAGCCUUACUGAAGAGCUCAGUGACUUUCAACAUGGCACCGUCAUAGGGUUCCAUCUUUCCAACAAGUCAGUUAGUCAAAUUUCUGCCCUGCUAGAGCUGCCCCGGUCAACUGUAAGUGUUGUUAUUGUGAAGUGGAAACAUCUAGGAGCAACAAUGGCUCAGCCGCGAAGUGGUAGGCCACACAAGCUCACAGGACGGGAAUGCCAAGUGCUGAAGCGUGUAGCUCGUAAAAAUCGUCUGCCCAAGGUUGCAACACUCACUACUGAGUUCCAAACAGCCUCUGGAAGCAACAUCAGCACAAUAACUGUUUGUCCCGAGCAGCCGCACACAAGCCUAAGAUCACCAUGCGCAAUGCCAAGCAUCAGCUGAAGUGAUGUAAAGCUUGCCACCAUUGGACUCUGGAGCAGUGGAAACAUGUUCUCUGGAGGGAUGAAUCACGCUUCACCAUCUAGCAGUCUGACGCAUGAAUCUGGGUUUGGCGGAUGCCAGGAGAACGCUACCUGCCCUAAUGCAUAGUGCCGACUGUAAAGUUUGGUGGAGGAGGAAUAAUGGUCUGGGGCUGUUUUUCAUGAUUAAGGCUAGGCCACUUAGUUCCAGUGAAGGUAAAUAUUAAUGCUACCGCAUACAAUGAUAUUCUAUACAAUUCUGUGCUUCCAACUUUGUGGCAACAGUUUGGGGAAGCCCCUUUCCUGUUUCAGAAAGACAAUGCCCCUGUCCACAAAGCAAGGUCAAUACAGAAAUAGUUUAUUGAGAUCGGUGUGUAAGAACUUGACUGGCCUGCACAGAGCCCUGACCUCAAACCCAUCGAACACCUUUGGGAGGAAUUGGAACAUCGACUGCGAGCCAGGUCAAAAAAUGAUGGAUAGAGGACUAUUUUUGGCCAAUUUUGAUGGCGAUGAAAUAUAACACAUUUUAGUGCGUCCUCCGGACAUCGUUUGAAGACCGAAUGCGCGAAUGCGGUCCGCGGGGCAAAAUGAGUUUGACACCCUGAGUUAGAAAGACAGUUUGUGAGCCUGUGUCCCAGACUCCCAGGAUCAGAGAAAGAGUGACUGUGAUGGAGUUUUCUACAAUGAUCAUAUUCAUUUUAACGGAAUCAUAGUUUCCCUGUCAGCUGGGUAUACCUACUGAUUAAAUAAUGGGUAUAGCAAAUACGAGAACCUAACAUCGACAAUAACCAGUAGAUGUCGCUAAUAGAUCAUGUCAAAGACAGAAUUACCCAAUUUCAUCACAGAGCCAGUAUGUUCGCAAUGUCUACUACACACAAUGUCAUUAACUGUAACAUUUAUGUCUUCAAUGUCUAUAAAACGAGGAAUUAAUCAAAAGUAAAUUCAAAUAUCGACCAUGUGUAGGUAAAGUAACAUCACAGUUGUAAAACAUUUAACUCCAAAGGUGGCUGUUUUACAAUUAACUAAGGAUGUAUUCAUUAUCUGCAAUUAUUCAGGAUACAGUUUAAAUAUUAUGUAUCAUUAACUGUCCAGUAGCCUACAGAAGACCCUUAGUAACCAAACUGCACUUCCGUUUUUAAAUCAAAACUCAUCCUUCUUACAAUUCAUGAAUGCACAACGUAUUCAAUGACAGUCAGAAGCCAAUUUAUUUCUGAUUAAUAAGGUAAAAAAUAUUACAUAGAAUAUUCAGUGUAAUUACAUUCUGUUUGUUUUCACUGAUUUAACACAUUUUUCCUAUAUAUGCACUCAUACAGUGAGCCGUAGAAAUAAAGGUGAAACCUGUAAAUCACGGAGCCAAUCAGCGACCUGCAAUUUGUUUAGGGCUAUUAAAACUCAAGGCGGUCUUUUCUGUCUUUCCCUCAGUAUGUUCUGAUCGGUCUCUCCGCCGUUAUGGGAUUAUUAUCACACAUCGACAGGAUCUGAAUGAAUGUGGAAACAUAAAGGCUACUUUUGCAAAUGAAGUCUUGGGUUUACAUGUUUAGAUAGCAGUUCCUCUCAAAGCCAUCUGUACAGACAUCGCAAUAACGUGUAAGAGGUUUGGGUACCAUAUGAGAACAGUGGAGCUGAUCACUCAAGCUGUACUGCGGAGUACACCAAGACCAAGGUAAUUGUACUGCUUUUGCUAAUACUUCUUCAUGAAUGAAUGGCCACUGUUCUUUUAUUUUUAUGAGUUUAUAAUGCAGUAUUUUAUAUUGUAAAUUCAAAGUCAGCUGAGUGAGAUCACACCAAUAUGUAAAGGAUUCACAGGAAUGACAGCCAGCAAGAAAUGUAAUACAGUAAUCCUUUGUGGGAAUUUAUUAACAGGGACACUUUACAAUGCCAGUACUACCAAGUCAGGAGAUUGCCACCAGAUUCAAGGAGAAAUGGAUGAAGCUUCACCCAGAAGACCAAGACAAUGUGAAUGGUUCAGUGCACCUGGAUGACAGUCUCACCAGCCUCCAAUGGCUCCAGGACUUCACCAUAGUCAGUGGGAGUCUAGAAAGCCUACCGGGCUCCACUUGCCAGCCGUACCAGCUGCCUCAGCCCAGCCACCUGCACCCUCAGGGCUCCGACUCCCCCUCCAGUCCACCUGCUGGGGACACUGCAGCCUCCGGCAUGCCUCAGAGUGCAGGCAGCCCCAUCACCUCCAGUGCCUCAGCCAACAGGACUAGUUACUACUCCCUUCACCCGACAGUGACCAACAACCACCACCAGAUCACUGUGCCAGGCAAGUCCCUGGAGGACGUAGACUUCAAGACCAACCACGAGGUGAAGCCUCCCUACUCUUACGCCACACUGAUCUGCAUGGCCAUGCAGGCCGGCAAGAAGAACAAGAUCACACUGUCUGCUAUCUAUCACUGGAUCACAGAGAACUUCUGCUACUACAGACAUGCUGAGACCAGCUGGCAGAACUCUAUCCGUCAUAACCUGUCACUCAACAAGUGCUUCAUGAAGGUUCCCAGGCAGAAGAAUGAACCAGGAAAAGGGGGAUUCUGGCAGAUUGACCCUCAGUACGCAGACAUGUUUGUCAAUGGAGUCUUCAAGCGCAGGCGGAUUCCAGCCAUCCAUUUCAACACCCAGAGACACAGCAAAACCCAAGGAUCAUCCCGUAACCGAAAAACCCAGGAGUACCACCAGCAUUUCCCCCAGGCCCACUACACAGUGUCCCACAGAGGGGCAGGUGCUGGGAACAGACGCAAACUUAGUGGCACAAAGUGGGAGACAGUCCAUAAGUCACCACUGUUGACACCGGAUCUCAUGGAACCAGAGGCACCGAAGGGUGAACUCGACUGGGCCAUGGUGUUUGACGAUGUUCUGAAUGGGAGCAGCAAUAACUUUGAGGAUCUAGACAUUAACCUAGCUCUGAACUCCCUGGGCUGUAAGGUGGAGCUCUCCCAGCAGGAUCAAGGCCGGGGCUGGCACCUGGGGAGGUGGUGCAGUGGAGGGGCUGACCGGGACCACCAGCAGGCCUGCAGGUACAUGGAGGUGACCACCAUGGGCUGCUACAGCAUGGAGGAGAUCCAGCAGCACUUCAACCCGACUGGGCUGCAGCAGCCGCUCCCUUUGGCGGUCCAACCACAGCACUUUGAGGAGCUGACACUGUUCCCUGAUGAGCAGCAGAGGCACCCCUGGGAGGAGCUGAAAGAGGAGGUGCAGGCAGUGCCUAUCACCCUGGACCAUAGUCUCAGCUUCUGUGAAGGCUUCUUCACGGAGAUGCAGCCAUGGGGGACAGCAGAGUCUUAUAUGUGACACCCUCACCCAGCACCAGCCCCAAUACUGAACAAGCACUGCAGCAGGAGGCCAGAGGACCUAUAGACUACUGUUUUGCUACAUUAGCAGUAUGGAUUCAUUCAGAGAAACAUAUGGUAAUUGAUUUUUUUUUUUUUAUCUGAGUCACAUUUACUGUGUUUUUUAUGUGCAUUUUAUAUUUGCUUUUUGAUUGUUUGCAUCUAUGAAAUAAACAUGCUGCUUUCAUUGUAGCAUUGAAUGUCUGUUAUAGAACAAAAUCAAUCUAUCCUAAUUAGCAACCACUUCAUUCCAAAAAUCUAUACACUAAAAUCUAUACACCAGUCAAUAGUUUUAGAACACCUACUCAUUCAAAGGUUUUUCUUUAUUUUUCGCUAUUUUCUACACUGUAGAAUAAUAGUAAAGACAUCAAAACUAUGAAAUAACACAUAUGGAAUCAUGUAGUAACCAAAAAAGUGUUCAACAAAUCAAAAUAUAUUUUACAUUUUAAAUUCUUCAAAUAGCCACCCUUUGCCUUGAUGGCAGAUUUGCACACUCUUGGCAUUCUCUCAACCAGCUUCAUGAGGUAGUCACCUGGAAUGCAUUUCAAUUAACAGGCGUGCCUUCUUAAAAGUUAAUUUGUGGAAUUUCUUUCCUUCUUAAUGCGUUUGAGCCAAUCAGUUGUGUUGUGACAAGGUAAGGGUGGUAUACAGAAGAUAGCCCUAUUUGAUAAAAGACCAAGUCCAUAUUAUGGCAAGAACAGCUCAAAUAAGCAAAGAGAAAUGACAGUCCAUCAUUACUUUAAGACAUGAAGAUCAGUCAAUCUGGAAAAUGUCAAGAACUUUGAAAGUUUCUUCAAGUGCAGUAGCAAAAACCAUCAAGCGCUAUGAUGAAACUGGCUCUCAUGAGGACCACCACAGGAAUGGAAGACCUAGAGUUACCUCUGGUGCAGAGGAUAAGUUCAUUAGAGUUACCAGCCUCGGAAAUUGCAGCCCAAAUAAAUGCUUCACAGAGUUCAAGUAACAGACACAUCUCAACAUCAACUGUUCAGAGGAGACUGUGUGAAUCAGGCCUUCAUGCACGAAUUGCUGCAAAGAAACCACCACUAAAGGACACCAAUAAGAACCAACUUGCUUGGGCCAAGAAACAUGAGCAAUGGACAUUAGACAAGUGGAAAUUUGAUAUUUUACACACACAUGAAGGAUAAACAAUAAUUUCUGAUGAAAAAACAAACAAGCGUUUUGGAACUCUUCACAUAUUAAUCUAAUUUCAUAAUCAGUGUUUUGUGGGCAAUCAGAUCAGACAUAAUGCAAGAGAGAGUUGUGCCGGGACAGUUUUCUGGCUGUCCAACCGGCUGCAUUGUGCUCUGAAAGUCUUCAACUGUAAAACUUUAUGAUGAUUUUUUAUAUUCUUUCCAUUAGUAGAUAUUCUAAAAAGGGCUCAGGAUGACCUAACAUUAGUAUAGCCAUGGUUGUAAGGGUAUGUUAUGUACAUGAUGUUUUAUGUAUGAUUCAAGUAAUACAGUUAAAAUACGAAAAUACUGAAUAACUUUUUCAGCAUAGAUGGUCAUUUCUUUGGCAGUAAGUUUAUCUAAACGUACAUGUGAUGAAUGGGGUGAUGAAUUAUUGAAUUAUUCAUUAAAAGGCUGUAAAUAAUGCAUCAAUUAAAUAAAUACAGUGGACUUAAAAAUAAA